This is a messenger RNA of Cyprinodon variegatus (sheepshead minnow), 2885 nucleotides long. RefSeq names its product tRNA methyltransferase 1 (gene trmt1). Gene Ontology annotation, molecular function: metal ion binding; RNA binding. The coding region runs from base 162 to 2132 and encodes 656 amino acids. NCBI's taxonomy places the organism in Eukaryota, Metazoa, Chordata, Actinopteri, Cyprinodontiformes, Cyprinodontidae. Gene Ontology annotation, cellular component: nucleus. The transcript is spliced from 16 exons. Gene Ontology annotation, biological process: tRNA N2-guanine methylation. The record is from RefSeq and is a predicted model, not a curated record.
CAGUCAGAGCAAUCAUGGCUGCCCCCAUGUGCUAGUGUGAGAGAACCAAGCAACGCAGCAGAUAAACCACAGUAGGAUACUUGUAUUUGGUGGAAGAUUAGGGACAGUUAGAAACCUGAUUAAGAGAUUCCGACUGGCGGAGGUGUCACAGGCUGCACCUUAUGCUGGUGUGGACAGCCCGGCUGCUCCAUUGCUUCAACUCCUUCCGACUGCAUCCUCCUCUCUCUUGUUUAGCCAAACCGAUUCCUUGGAGGAGUGCUGCUGGCGGCGCUUCAGGGUGGAGACAGAGCUCUAUGGAUGCUCAGGUUACCACCAAUGAGCCAUCAUGCACAUCAGCUGAAUCUCCAGCAGCUGGGAAUGCGUCAGAAACAAGGCAUGGUACAGAGGAGCCAUGUCCUGUGAACCUGUUACCUGGAGAGACUGUUGUCAAAGAGGGAAAGGCUGCCAUCUUGUUUCCUAACGCAAAUGAGGUGUUUUACAACCCAGUCCAGGAGUUCAACAGGGAUUUAACAUGUGCUGUGAUCACAGAGUUUGCCAGGGACCUGAUGGCCCAGCGUGGGGUGAAGUUACUCAUCCCUGGAGAAAAAGAGAGGGUGGUGGUCUCUCUGUCAGAGGACACGAACGAAGCCGACAUACAGAUGGAGGAGAAAAACGGUGCACAAGAAGUUACAGCAAGAGUUGGAGAAAAAUGUGAGAACGGUCUUCGUAUCCUGGAGGGCCUUGCAGCCUCCGGUUUGCGCUCGGUGCGUUUUGCCCUCGAGGUGCCCGGCCUGCAGAGCGUCACCGCCAACGACUUCUCCACCAAAGCGGCGGCGCUGAUCGGACGGAACGCCCAGUACAACGGAGUUGGCCACAUUGUGCAGGCCAGCUGCAGGGAUGCAAGCAUGCUAAUGUAUGAGAUGCGAGGGAAGAAAGAGCGAUAUGAUGUCAUUGAUCUGGAUCCGUACGGAAGCCCUGCAGUUUUCCUGGAUGCAGCUGUGCAGGCUGUCAGUGAGGGAGGUCUGUUGUGCGUAACGUGCACAGACAUGGCUGUGAUGGCGGGAAACAAUGGAGAAACCUGCUACAGCAAAUAUGGUUCAGUCUCCAUUAAAGCCAAAUACUGUCAUGAGAUGGCUCUUCGUAUCAUCCUCCACAGUUUGGACCACCGGGCAGGAGUGUACCAGCGCUACAUCCAGCCGCUGCUGUCCAUCAGCGCCGACUUUUAUAUUCGAGUCUUUGUAAGAGUCUUCACGGGACAGGCUACUGUCAAAAACUCUGCCAGUAAACAGGCUCUGGUGUACAACUGCGUUGGCUGUGGCUCCUUCCACAUGCAGAGGAUGGGCAGAAGAAUUAGCAAUGGAAAACACAUGAAGUAUUCUGCUGCCACCGGACCCCCCGUUGGACCAGAGUGUGAGCACUGUGGACAGAGACACCAGCUGGGUGGUCCUAUCUGGGCUGAAGCCAUCCACGACCUGGAGUUUGUUCAGAAGGUUUUAGCCGCCGUGUCGGGGAACCCUUCUAGAUUUGGAACUUCUAAACGUAUUGAGGGCAUGCUCAGCAUGGUGACCGAGGAGUUGGAAGACGUGCCGCUUUACUACACAGUGGACAAUCUGAGCAGCACGAUACACUGUAAUACUCCGUCUCUGCUCCAGUUCAGGUCGGCUCUCCUUCAUGCUGGUCACAGGGUUUCUCUCUCUCACGCCUGUAAAAACGGCGUUAAGACAGACGCUCCUUCUGGAGUCAUCUGGGACAUCAUGCGAUGCUGGGAGAAAUCAAAUCCGGUAAAGAGGGAGAAGUUGUCUCAGACCAGUCCUGCAUUUAAGAUCCUCUCCACUGAACCCAGCCUUGAAGCCUGCUUCACAGUCAGAGAGGAUGCAAACCCACAGUCCCGUAAACGCCAUUUGACCCGUUUCCAGGAGAAUCCUCAGGCGUUCUGGGGGCCCAAAGCUCGAGCAAAAGCAGGGGGUGGUAUCAAUACUAAUCUGCAGGAUAAAAGGAAGAAGUUCCAGAACAAAAGAAAGAACCAGAUCACAGACUCGUCACAGCUGAAGAAUUUCCCCUGCAAGAAGUUCAAACAGGGAACAUGCACACAUGGAGACAGCUGCUCCUAUUCCCACGAUGAGGAGAAGAAAAGUGAUGAGAAAGCUGAAUGACUACUUAUUUUAGUUUCAAGUUUAAUCAUUUUAAGUUUAAAAGCUCUAGUGGAGUCUGGAUACUCUGGAGGUUAGAUUGUUUUGGACGUCUAAACUGAAUGGAAAUUUCUGGUUAUGCCAAAUUUUUUUUUUAAGUUGAAAUAAAUUACAAGAACCUGCUGCAUAUGUCCAAAUGUAACAGGCCUCACUUAAAGAUCAAUUUUCUGGAUGUAUUAAAGUUAUUCAGUGAACUUUCCUGUAAACACUUUUGUAAUCAUUUCAUUUCACAAUUGCACACAGAAAAAAGCCAGCAAAUCUUCAGCUUUUUAUCAACAUUUCAUCAAAACACAGACAAAUUUUGGUGAUUAGAACAGUCACCACAGCAGCAGCAUAUUACGUUAUGGGAGGCAACAAUAAGGAGGUGUAAAUUACUUUUAUAAGAUUCUUUUUGAAAAGUUAAAUGCACAUACAUACAGUAGAAAAGAAAACAAUUUAUUGCACAUCGGUUUCAUCAGGACAAUUUGGCAGCUGGUAAAAAUUAAAAAGAGGAUUUGAUCCACAGACAGAAACAUUCUGUCCCUGCUUCUAGAAAUGGUUUACACAUUUGCAGAUGGUCCAUACAUUUUACAAUGUUGAAGAAAUGAAAGAAUAUUGAUUUAAACAUGGUAUCACAUCAGCUGUCCUAUGGUGAAAUAACAGGGAUGUGUAAAAUGUGUUCUGGCAGGUCUCUGAAGUAUUUUAUUUCCCAGGUCUAGAUAAUUCAGGAAAAAAAAA